AUGGAGAAUAUUUCAAAUAAAAAUAUAAUGAUCCCCUCGACAUACUUCGAAAUCUUUGAAUUUAUAAAUGAAAAUAAGCAAUGCAUUCUUGAUGAUUGGACUAUUCUUUUUGAAAUACUCAAAAAGCUCGAUGAACUGCUUAAGUCAGCAUCUUGCAUGAGUGACUUACACAAGGAUACGAGCAUUAUAUUAGAGACGAUAAAAUUACAGCAAGACAUACUUUUAAAGGAGGUUAGGAAUGAACUGACACUUGAAAGACUGAUUCAAAUGGCUGAGAGUGAAUUUUUGGAUGAUUUUUUCAUUUUUGUAAAAUCCAAUUCCCAAGCAAUGGUUUUCAUUGAUAGAUUAAUUUUUAACUAUACUGCUCAGCCAUCUAUCGUAAGAAGAGAGAGAACAAUAUAUGACCAAGCUAAAGGUUUUACACUAAUGCCUAAAACAUUAGAUCAAAUUGAUGAUGUUGCAGAGACAAAUGCUAUAUUACAAGAUAUCAGAAAUGAAGUUUUAAAAAAGGAUAAAGUUGAAUUUUUCAAUCUAAUAAUUGAUCUAAAUUCAUAUUCCAAAACCGUUAUAAAUGCCUUUAAUCUUGCUCUUGCAAUUAGAAUGAAACUAAUUUCUUUGAAAAUGGUGGAUGAUGUUCUUUUUGCAAUGCCGUACAAUUCAACCAGUGAAGAGGAAUUAGGCCAUAGCAUAUUAGAAAUAACACCUGCACAGUAUGAGAAAGUAAAGAGUAGACUAUUGUUAUAA
This is a messenger RNA of Vittaforma corneae ATCC 50505, 744 nucleotides long. RefSeq lists its product as uncharacterized. The record is from RefSeq and is a predicted model, not a curated record. The transcript has a single exon. The coding region runs from base 1 to 744 and encodes 247 amino acids. Lineage: Eukaryota; Fungi; Microsporidia; Nosematidae.